AUGGGCCCCUGUACCGCCUCCUCAUGCUGCUGCCAGGCCCAUAAUCUGUCAUGGGCCCCUGUACCGCCUCCUCAUGCUGCUGCCAGGCCCGUAAUCUGCCAUGGGCCCCCGUACCGACUCCUCAUGCUGCUGCCAGGCCCGUAAUCUGUCAUGGGCCCCUGUACCGCCUCCUCAUGCUGCUGCCAGGUCCAGAGUGUGUCAUGGGUCCCUGUACGGCCUCCCAUUGCUGCUGUCUCCAUCGCCACACUCUGCCAUGUGCCACUUUCAGGUCUCCUCACACUGCUGGUGGAUUCCAUUUUGUCAUAGGGUGCUGGCAGAUUACGGGCCUCCCAUUGCUGCUGCCAGGCCCGUAAUCUGCCAUGGGCCCCCGUACCGACUCCUCAUGCUGCUGCCA
Staurois parvus is the source of this 394-nucleotide messenger RNA. NCBI's taxonomy places the organism in Eukaryota, Metazoa, Chordata, Amphibia, Anura, Ranidae. The record is from the annotation of a GenBank genome assembly.